AUGGCGCGCCUCACCUGGCCAGCUGCUCUCCUAGCCCUGACUGCCUCAGCACCAGCCCAUGCCCAACUUUACAACAAAGUCAUCGAAACAACAUACGGCCCCGUCCAGGGCUACAAAUACUUCAACGAAUCCACUCUCCAGGCAAACUGGAACGUAUCUGAAAGCAACGUCGCCGCCUUUCUCAGCAUUCCCUAUGCCGCCGACACGUCCUACGAGAACCGCUGGAAGCCGCCUCAGCCGCGCGAGCCGUGGAACGAGACCCUCGUCGCGGAUACCUGGGGACCUGGAUGCCCCACGAGCUACGGAACGGAAUACAGCGAGGAUUGCCUCAUAGUGAAUAUCUGGACCGGAGCCAAUUCCUCAGAUGAGAAGCUUCCGGUAUUGGUGUAUAACCAGGGGAGCGACGAACCGAGCAAUGACCCUGCCUACUACGGCGGUGGUCUUGCGAGGAGAGGACUUGUUGUCGUGACGUUCAACCGGCGCGACGAUGUCUUUGGCUACUUGGCCCAUCCCGAGCUAAACGCCGAGUCAGUUGCGGAGAACGGACACAGUGCAUCCGGACACUAUGGCGUCCUCGACUUCCUCGCCCUCCUUCAGUGGGUGCAAAAGAACAUCGAGCGAUUCGGCGGCGACCCUGACCGCGUCACAAUCGCAGGCCAGUCCUUCGGCUCCGCGCAGGUCUACCAUGCUGUCAACAGCGAGUUGUUCAGCGGCCUUUUCCGGGCCGCGAUUGCCGACAGUGGCGUGCGUUACCCCUACGAUACCCUCCUGGCCGGCCUCGCAGACUCGUACGUAUCCAUGCCCGACGCCCUAGAAAACGGGCUCAACUAUACAGCCGCGCACAACGCCUCCUCAAUUGCCGACCUCCGCAAGCUGUCCACCAACGAACUCCUUGUUGGCUCGGGCGACCGCAGCACGAACAUCUGGUGGGUAACCGCGCUCUCCACGGGCAACCCUCUGGUCUUUAAGCCCGUCCUCGACGGCUACGUCCUGCCCGAGAAAUACAUCGACACGCUCCGCAAAGGUCCAGCAAACGACGUCCCCUUCAUCACAGGCAACAACAAAGAUGAGAGCGGCGCGGCGACGACGACAAACUACUCCGUCGCUGAAUACACUGUCGCCUGUAAGCUGAAGUACGGAAACCUCUCGGAGACCUACUUCUCCCUCUACCCCUCCGGCAAUAGCAGUGACCAGGCAAGCCGCUCCUGGAACGCCGCGGCCCGCGAUACAUCCCUCGUCUCAUCCUGGGCUUUUGGCCGUGACUGGAUCAAGUCCGCCGAGAGCCCAUUCUACACGUACUACUGGGACCAUGCUCCGCCGUCGCAGACCCAGGGGGCGUACCAUGCGUCUGAGCUUUUUUACGUUAUGGAUACACUCUAUGCAAAUGCGGAUGACCAUGACUGGACCUGGUAUGAUUACCAUCUUGCGGAGGUCAUGUCGAGCUACUGGGUGAAUUUCGUCAAGACGGGGGAUCCGAAUCUUGGUGGGAGCUAUCAAGGGAGUGAGGACCUAGCGCACUGGGCGCCUGUUAAUGGGGAGAGUCAGACGGUUUUCCAUGUGGGUGAGGCAUUUGGGGAUGUGCCCCUGGCGAGACCGGAGCAGGUCGAGUUGAUAUUGGACUAUUUCGCGCAGCAGACGCCUUUUUAA
Aspergillus calidoustus is the source of this 1647-nucleotide messenger RNA. The record is from the annotation of a GenBank genome assembly. Lineage: Eukaryota; Fungi; Ascomycota; Eurotiomycetes; Eurotiales; Aspergillaceae.